Molecule: messenger RNA, 857 nt
Organism: Plectropomus leopardus (leopard coralgrouper)
Lineage: Eukaryota; Metazoa; Chordata; Actinopteri; Perciformes; Serranidae
Source: RefSeq, a predicted model, not a curated record
UAGCGGCAGCAUAAGAGCCCAUCCACAUGAGAAGAGAGUCGUGAAAUCCGCUCAGGAGGAGCGAAAAUGCGGAACCAGGACCAGAUGAAGUAACAGUGGAGGUUUCUUAACCAACCCUCACAUUUCGACCAGGUCAGUAAAGUCCCGUACCCGGUGUGUGCUCUCCCGUGUUGAAUAAUGGAGCCAUUAUAUCAAGAAACUCCGUGUAACAGUGUUUUUUAAGAAGAGUUCCCUCGUGCUUCAUUCAAACAGCAGGACCUGGUGAAUGGAGGCACAGCUCUAUGACCCUGACAGCCUCAGAUCUCGGUGUCUCAGCUCGUGUUCUUAGACCAGAAUGGCUACAAAGAGCCGGUAUGUGCUGCAGAGAGUGCUGAGAGGACUCCGAGCUCACAGUGUUUGCUCCCAGAGCUCAGCCUCGACCUCCAGUGAAGGACGCCUGCUGUGGAGACCUGCAGUCAGACACCUGAGCUGCUCUUACUCCCUCUGUCAGGCUGCUGCUCCAACCACAGGUCCCAGCAGUUUGUCCUUCAGGAGUCACACCUGUGGAGAACUGAGAACGGAUCAUGUGGGAGAGAGAGUCACUCUGUGCGGCUGGGUCCAAUACCUGAGGUAUCACUCUGUCACUGCUGUUUACGACACCCAACUGAAAGUCAUCAACAGACAGAUUUAAAGCAAUGCUAGACAUUGGCUGUAAACACUGGUGGCUCCAGACAGCAAUGAGAGGUCACAGUUUAACAGCCUUGCUAGCAUCUCUGUAUGAGCUGUACCUGGACUCAGUCACUAGGGUUCAUCCUGUGGUGACCAUGAACAUCUGUCUGUUUGUUUGUCUGUUUUAUUGCAAUCCAUUUAUCCCUCAG